Trichoplusia ni (cabbage looper) is the source of this 1138-nucleotide messenger RNA. It is a transcript of the gene Oscillin, whose product is annotated as glucosamine-6-phosphate isomerase. Gene Ontology annotation, biological process: D-glucosamine catabolic process; N-acetylglucosamine catabolic process; N-acetylneuraminate catabolic process. Gene Ontology annotation, molecular function: glucosamine-6-phosphate deaminase activity; identical protein binding. The transcript has 5 exons. The coding region runs from base 191 to 1027 and encodes 278 amino acids. The record is from RefSeq and is a predicted model, not a curated record. Gene Ontology annotation, cellular component: cytoplasm. NCBI's taxonomy places the organism in Eukaryota, Metazoa, Arthropoda, Insecta, Lepidoptera, Noctuidae.
CGUCACUGACGUGAGGCCAGCCGCCAGCGCGAGCCGGCGAGUAGUGCGAGUGCGGCAUCACAAGCCGCCAGCCCGCCGAGUAGCCCGGCCUCGGACCUGCUGCCUGCCGCCGUCUGUAGCCGCAUCACACCUCUCGCCGACCACCGCAGACACCGACCUUCAAACCGCCCCGAGCAUCCAGCGAGCCAGCAUGCGCCUGAUCAUCCUGGAGGACGCGGGCGUGGUGGCGGACUGGGCGGCGCGCUUCGUACUGCAGCGCAUCACGCAGUUCGCGCCCGGCCCGGGGAGGCACUUCGUGCUGGGCCUGCCCACCGGCGGGACGCCGCUCGGCAUGUACCGCCGGCUCAUCGACUUCUACAAGGAGGGCCGCCUGUCCUUCAAGUACGUCACCACCUUCAACAUGGACGAGUACGUCGGUCUGCCGCGCGACCACCCCGAGUCCUACCACUACUACAUGUGGAACGAGUUCUUCAAGCACGUGGACAUCGACCCCGGUAACGCGCACGUGCUGGACGGGAACGCGGCCGACCUGGUGGGCGAGUGCCGCCGCUUCGAGGAGCUGAUCGCGGCGGCGGGCGGCGUGCACCUGUUCAUCGGCGGCAUCGGGCCCGACGGACACAUCGCCUUCAACGAGCCGGGCUCGUCGCUGGUGUCGCGCACGCGCGUCAAGACGCUCGCCUACGACACGCUCGAGGCCAACAAGCGCUUCUUCGGCAACGACAUCAGCAAGGUGCCGCGCCAGGCGCUCACUGUCGGCGUAGGCACCGUCAUGGACGCCAAAGAGGUGAUGAUCCUGAUCACGGGCGUGCACAAGUCGCUGGCGCUGGCCAAGGCCGUGGAGGAAGGCGUCAACCACAUGUGGACGGUGUCGGCCUUCCAGCAGCACGCGCAGGCGCUGUUCGUGUGCGACGAGGACGCCACGCUCGAGCUGCGCGUCAAGACCGUCAAGUACUUCAAGGCGCUGAGCGAGGAGCACCAGAAGAUGAUCGACGGCGUGCCCGUGGACGAGCAGCGCGUGUUGCACUAGCGGCCGCCCGCUCCCGCCCGCACUCGGCGUGCCCGAGGACGAGCAGUGCGUCCUGCAGUAGCGGCCGCCGCCCGCUCCCGCCCACACUCAGCGCGCUUACCUGUUGCAGAG